GCCGCCUUGUCGAUCGCAAUGACAAAAUGCUAGUCCUAUUCCUGCUGAUCGUGGCGAUUAUCGAAGCGAUUGGCGCCUUUCAGCCCGAAUUUGUGGAGAGCAUUUCGAAUGUGUCCGUCGCUGUGGGACGCGACGCAACCUUCACGUGUCACGUGCGACGUUUGGGCGGCUAUCGCGUGGGCUGGCUGAAGGCAGACACCAAGGCCAUCCAGGCCAUACACGAAAACGUCAUCACCCACAACCCGCGCGUAACUGUCAGCCACCUGGACCAGAACACGUGGAAUCUGCACAUCAAGGCCGUCUCCGAGGAGGAUCGCGGCGGCUAUAUGUGUCAACUAAAUACGGAUCCCAUGAAGAGUCAGAUUGGCUUCUUGGACGUUGUUAUACCGCCAGAUUUUAUAAGCGAGGAUACCUCCUCGGAUGUCAUAGUGCCCGAAGGCAGUUCGGUGCGUUUAACAUGUCGGGCCCGUGGCUAUCCGGAACCCAUUGUCACCUGGCGUCGCGAGGAUGGCAACGAAAUCGUGCUGAAGGACAACAUGGGCACAAAGACAUUGGUUACUUCGUUUCGCGGUGAGGUCCUGAAGCUGACGAAAAUCUCACGCAACGAGAUGGGCUCAUAUCUGUGCAUUGCCUCGAAUGGUGUGCCGCCAUCGGUUUCGAAGCGCAUCUCGCUAAGCAUACACUUUCAUCCUGUCAUACAAGUGCCGAAUCAAUUAGUUGGCGCACCGCUUGGCACUGAUGUUCAAAUCGAGUGUCACGUUGAGGCCUCGCCCAAAUCAAUUAACUACUGGAUUAAGGAUACGGGUGAAAUGAUUGUCUCCUCGGGCAAAUACCAUGUGCAGGAGGCGUCGAAAUCCAUGUACGAGACCAAAAUGACAAUGAUUGUUCGCAAAUUCCAGAAGGAUGAUGUGGGCUCGUAUCGUUGCAUAGCGAAGAACUCACUUGGAGAGGUUGACAGCAGCAUACGGUUGUACGAAAUACCCGGUCCGAAUCGUAAAAAUCCCACGUCUGGGAAAGCGGGCGGCGGCGCUGGCGGCACAGGCCCUGGCAGCGAUGCGGAUGCCAAUGACAUUUUAAAGCUAAAACAACAAGUCAAAGUCACCUACCAGCCGGAGGAUGAGGAACUGUACGGCUCGGCGGAGGAUUUCGAGGAGGGCGACUUUGCCUUAUCGCCGCAUGUUUACUACACCGGCAACAACGGGAAUAAGCCACCCACCCAUAAGCCGGGCAGCGGAGGUGGUGGUGGCGGUGGUGGCGGCCACCAGCACCAACAACAGCACCACCAUCACAAUCAUCAUCACCAGCAGACACACGGCGGUGGCAAUGGAGGCAGCGGCAUCGAUUUGGAUUUCGGCAAUGGCAUCGGCAGUGUUUCGGGUGGUGCCGGAGGCUCAGGCAUCACACGUAAGCCGCCCUAUUAUGGGGCCGGCGGUGGCCUCAGCAAUGGGGGCGGCCCCAAUGGGGCCGGAAAGACGGAAGUGCGCGGCGCCAUGGACAACAACGAGCUCGGCUCCAAUGGCGCAACGACGCUACGGCCCUGGCCCUGGGCUUGGGCCCUAGGCCACUAUCAGCGACACCAUCGCUGGCUGCGACAUUCUCUCUUAAUGGCCGUUGCACGUUCCACGCUUCACGUUCACGCUUCUGCCACCGAACGUCUGCGUCUGCGUCUCCGCCUCUGCCUCGGUCCCGCCCCCCAGCUCAAGUCGUCAGCCCAAGUCGUUGGCCACAAGAAGGAGAAGGGUGCAGGACCACAACAGUUGCCAAAACAAAAUUAUGCGGCCGAACAUCGUUUACAUUUACGCGCCUCAAAAUGCGGCAGCCUCGAGCUUGCCUCCUCAGCAAGGGUUGAAGUUGAAACUGAGGCUGGCGCGGCAGCGGCGGCGGCAGCCGAAGAAGCGCCGUUGGCCAGAAAGCAAAAAAUUGACUUUUAA
Messenger RNA from Scaptodrosophila lebanonensis, 1931 nucleotides. It is a transcript of the gene DIP-alpha, whose product is annotated as lachesin. Gene Ontology annotation, cellular component: neuron projection. The coding region runs from base 27 to 1931 and encodes 634 amino acids. The record is from RefSeq and is a predicted model, not a curated record. Lineage: Eukaryota; Metazoa; Arthropoda; Insecta; Diptera; Drosophilidae. The transcript has 10 exons.